GCUGGAAACCUCAGCAGGGCCGCAUAACACCUUGACAAUUCAACCCACAUGUGCGGCGGCGUGCUGGGCCGCCGCCUCAGGGCAAGAUGGCCUCUGCCGGGCCGGCAUGUGGAAGAGGUUUUCCACUCAGCUGAACCUCCAGCACCUCCACCGGGAUCCCCGGCGCUCACCGCUAUUAUACCGCCGCGGCUUCAAGCGUCGCCAGCCAGCUGCGGAUUAACACCAUUUGCACCUCGUCUCUCGGCGUGCAGGUAACACCCAUGCCUCCACGGGGAGGUCCGCGCAUUCCACGAACACGGAGUCCCGACAAGAGGCAGGCAAAUAUCUCAGGAAGGCUGGGUUUGUUGCCAACAAUAUUACAUUUGCGAAAAGAGUAAAUUGAAUUCAAACGCCGUAAUGCAAUAAGAAAGGGAUAAUCUAAUUUGAGCUCAGCGCUGUUUUAAAAUGCUUGAACAACUUCUUGAGGCGUUUUGUUUCGUCCUCAGAGAGCUGAGACACCGUGUUUUUCUUCUUCUCACGUCCUGCUAUCGAUCAAGCGCUUAUGGGUAGGGACCCUAAAAGAAACAGGCUCGUGAUAUCAAAGCUCGAGACAUCUGUGUUUUAUAUCUACGUUUACUCAGAAUGUCUGUCAGUCUGUCCUCCACUUGGCAAGAUGCUCUCUCUCUUUUUAACCUAAAAGUUUUUCAUAUUUUAGUUAAGUUACCAUUUUCAGACUCACGAGUUGAGUUUUUGACCAAAGGUGUUCACAUUAAAACCCCGGUUUUACGUAACGUCUGUGAUGUACGUUGAUAAUUAGGCAUUAAACUCUAUAUAUAAAGUUAAAUGAUUUAUCCAAGGCACACGAACAAUGGAGAGAAGAAAGAUGCCAAAAGAAAUUAUUGGAAUGGAAUGAAUAUAAGUUUCCUAUGGAGAUUGGAAAAGUAUAGAUUUUUUUUACACAUCUCCAUAAAUAUUAGAAAAAGACAGACUAUUCAUAUUUCCUUCCCUGUCUUUUUGUUUAUCCUUCCUCUUCCCCAUUUAUUUCCUUCUUUCCGUCCAUCUUUCCUACCUUACUUCCAACUCUGCUUCUAUCAAUCCUUUCUUCUAGAUUUAUCGGCCAGCUGAUUCAUCGGGGCUGAUUUCCUUAAUUUUGAGAGAUGUGAUCGGCCGAUAUUUACACGUCUCCUGAUCUUUUCUACAUCAGCAAAAUGUCUGAUCAUCAGCCACUGUCCUCUCUUGCUCUCCCGUUAGAGGUUUGACUGACAGAUCGGGCCACCAGCUCAUGUUAACAAUAGUCACCCCCUGUUGCCGACUCAGCGACCUUCUUGCUAUAUUUAGCGACAUCUCAGAAAAAAACAAAAACUAGCAUCCGUCAAAAUGAGAAUUGGCAGGUCAGGCGUUUUAAAGAUCAGUAAUCGGACAGAAAACUGAAAUUGGUGCACCCCGACUUUCUUCCAUACUUUGUUUUGUUUCUGUUCUUUCUGCAUCAUAUCCAUCAAUCAUUCAUUCUUUUCCAUAUCCCUUCUUUUCUUACUCCACCAACUGAGCCUCUUUCAUCCUUUUUGCCCUUACUAUCUGUCCAUCCUAUCACCAUUUCUUCCUUAUUUAUUUCCUUCCUGUUGUACUUCUUUUUUUGCUUCUCUCCUCCUAUCCAUGUCCCCUCCCUUCCAUACUUCCUCCCUUUCUUGUUUACUUCAUGAGGUUUUUCCCAUCAUAAAUUUGAGAACUAAAGAACCAUCUGCCAUUAAUAACGUCAAGGUUUUGCUUUCAACCUUUAAAAGUGACCAAACACAGAACAGAGACCUCUCUAUUGCGUUAGGAAACGAACGGACACGACGAAAACAAGGAGAGCGUGUGUAGAAACGAAGCAAGAAAAGAACGGCAGACCAAGUGAAGAGAUGCACAAAUAAAGUAAAGCAACAAAGGUUUUAGGUUUUUUUUUAGAGUGCUGACAAGCAGGUCAGCUGGUGUGGAGCUGGAGUGGGUGGAGCCAGUCGGUGAGUGGAGGAGUGAGAGUGGGAGGUGUUGGAGCGGCUGGGGAGGGGGGUCUGCCCUGUGACAUGACCCCGUCACAUGAGAGGUGAGCCAACACGUACCGUGGGCCCGUUAAACAGCUCGACGCCAGGCGGUUCACAUGUUACGAGUCUGGCAGGAGGAAACGAGUUCUGCUAAGAGAGAAUGUGCAGCUGUCAUCAAGAAGGAGUUCAUUGUGCAGAGAUGGCCAUGGUAUGCCUAACAGACUUUGAGGAGUACGCAAAUGCACAUCUUUCAAAGGCCACCUGGGAUUAUUACGCAGCCGGAGCAGAUGAAUGCUGCACCAGAGACGACAAUCUGCUGGCUUACAAAAGGAUCCGUUUGAGGCCUCGCAUCCUGCGGGACGUAUCAGUGAGUGACACGCGCACCACGGUGCAGGGGAAAGAAAUAAGCUUUCCCGUUGGCAUUGCGCCGACGGCCUUCCACUGCCUGGCCUGGCAUGAAGGCGAGGUGGCUACAGCUCGCGCCACCGAGGGUCUCAACACCUGCUACAUCACCAGCACCUACUCCACCUGCUCAGUGGAGGAGAUCGUUGCGGCGGCGCCCAGCGGCUACCGCUGGUUCCAGCUCUACGUGUACCGGGAGAGGAAGCUGUCCGAGCAGCUGGUACACCGGGUGGAGGCGCUCGGCUACAAGGCGCUGGUCCUCACGGUCGACGUGCCCUACACGGGAAAGCGCCGCAACGACAUCCGCAACCAGUUCAGGCUGCCGCCGCACCUCAAGGUCAAGAACUUUGAGGGAGUUUUCGAGCAGGAGACGAGCGUCCCAGAGGAGUACGGGAUACCGGCCAACACCUUGGACCCGUCUAUCAGCUGGAAGGACAUCUACUGGCUGCAGUCUAUCACCUGCCUCCCCAUCAUCAUCAAGGGCAUCCUGACCAAGGAAGACGCUGAGCUGGCCGUGGAGCACGGCGUCCAGGGUAUCAUUGUGUCCAACCACGGGGGGAGGCAGCUGGACGGCGGCCCGGCGUCGAUCGACGCCCUGGCAGAGAUCGUGGACACGGUGGCAGGCAGAAUUGAAGUUUACGUCGAUGGAGGAAUCAGGACAGGAAGCGACGUCCUCAAAGCGCUGGCCUUGGGGGCCAAGUGUGUGUUCAUCGGCCGUCCAGCCGUGUGGGGCCUCGCAUACAAGGGGGAGGAAGGAGUGAGGGAAGUUCUUCAGAUCCUGAAUGACGAGUUCCGUCUUUCCAUGGCUCUAUCAGGCUGCAGAAACGUAGCCGAAAUCAGCAGGAACCUCGUUCAGUUUUCCAAACUUUGACGACGAUAAGGACGACGGCGCCGCUUUAGCAGGAUUCUGGCCUGAAUUAAAGCUUAAGCCCGAGAUGUAACGACGAAUACACUGAGGACGGGUUCACGUCAGAACCCGCUGGCACCAGGAAAUCACGGUUCACAGAAGCCUGUGCCUGGAAUUCGACUUGUAAUCAUCCCCCAUUGUACGAGUGACAGAAUGUCGUGAGAAAGUGGAGUGUUGUUGGAAGACUGAGCGAUCGAUUAAUGAAAGUGUUUUUGGCUUUGGUGGCGGAAAGGAUGUGGGCGCUUAUCAUAAAAACGAACACAUUUCUUCUGGUUAAACUGUGCAAUGUUUGUGAGAAAUGCUGCCAGUGCUUGUGGUUGAAUAAAUACCUGCUGAGAUGAACA
Poecilia reticulata (guppy) is the source of this 3650-nucleotide messenger RNA. It is a transcript of the gene hao2, whose product is annotated as hydroxyacid oxidase 2 (long chain). The record is from RefSeq and is a predicted model, not a curated record. NCBI's taxonomy places the organism in Eukaryota, Metazoa, Chordata, Actinopteri, Cyprinodontiformes, Poeciliidae. Gene Ontology annotation, cellular component: peroxisomal matrix. Gene Ontology annotation, biological process: fatty acid alpha-oxidation. Gene Ontology annotation, molecular function: FMN binding; (S)-2-hydroxy-acid oxidase activity.